Molecule: messenger RNA, 523 nt
Organism: Ambispora leptoticha
Lineage: Eukaryota; Fungi; Glomeromycota; Glomeromycetes; Archaeosporales; Ambisporaceae
Source: the annotation of a GenBank genome assembly
AUGCCUAGAAGUAUUAAGAAGAACGAUCUAGCAACUUGUCAACCGAAUGAAUUCGGAAAAAAAAUUAAAAAUAAAAGGAACGUGAGUAAUACUGCGCAAUCAAGACCAAAAAAUAGAAGCAACCAAGACCAAGAAAUAGAAGAGAUGUUUGAAAAGACCACGAAGAAAAGCAAAGCCCAGCAAAUCUAUGAUGAUAUGCACCUGUACUUUCGGGACCUGGACCGUCCUGUAGGGUUUAACCCCAUGUUACCUGUUGAAGUUGCUAGUGCAAUCUGGAAAGAAACUAGUUCAGGCGUUCUGGUUGGAGCGACAAAGCAAGAAAAAAGUUGGCUCAGCAACUUCUGGGUUCCAAGGGAAGCCUUGUUUGGAAGAUUGCCAAAUGUACGUAUCUGUUGUUCAGUACCUGUGGCGAAUAUAUAUUUUGUGUUUAAAAUAUUUAGGACUUGUGCAGGGGAAUUAGAUGUUCGUGCAGGGGAAGAAGGUGUUUAUGUGGAGGAAGAAGGUGUUCGUAUAGAGGAAGAAG